CGAAUGAAAGAAGAACUGGAAGGCGCAUGUAGGUCCACUCGUCCACGCCUACAACUGUACCCGCCAUGAGUCAACAUCUGUUGCUCCCUUCUUCUUGAUGUUUGGAAGACAUCCAAGACUACCAGUUGACCUUGUUUUUGGAUUGGACAUGGAAAUUCAGGAAAGCAAGUCCAUAACAGAGUACACCAAAUCCUUGAAGGACCGUUUGAAGCAAGCCUAUGACAUAGCUUCAACAGCAUCUCAGAAAUCUCAGGCCAAGCAGAAGACUUAUUAUGACCAGAGGGCCAGAGCUGCAAUGUUGGAACCAGGCGAUAUAGUCCUUGUAAAGAUUGUGGCCUUUGAUGGAAGACAUAAAUUAGCUGACAGAUGGGAGGAAGAUGUAUAUGUUGUGCUGCGCCAUCCCAAUCCAUCGAUACCUGUCUUUGAGGUUGGAAAGGAGAAUGGAGAGGGAAGGAAAGGAGUGCUACAUCGUAACCUCUUGUUGCCAGUUAGUUCUUUGCCAGUCCAAAUGCAACCAGCCAUUAAAGCCAGACGACGACAAGUACCAAUACCUGUGCCUAAGCCGAGGAAGAACACGGCUGUCGAAACGAGUGAAGAUCUGUCUGAUGAGGAAUCAGCAAUUGGCUAUACCCGUUCUUCAGAACCUUCAGUUCCUACUGAGAUCACAGUGGAAAGGCCAACUGAAGGAGAGUCAGAAGAAGCUUUAGAAGGAGUUAAGACUCCUACUGAAGAAGGGAGGGAAGAAGAAGAGCCAACUGAUAAUACUGUUCACCAGAACGAGCAAGAUGAAGACAGAUCUGAGACUGGGGCCACAGGUAGUGAGGAUGACAGAGAAGAACAACCCAAUUUGCAGCCAGAAGAUGCUUCUCAGCCACGGCGGUCAACCAGAACCAGGUCACAGCCCAGCUGGAUGAGAAGUGGAGAAUAUGUUCUUUCUGCCAUAAGUGAUCCUGGAAAUCCAGAAUGGCUUGCCAGAGCCAACUAUCUCAAUUCUCUGCUAGCUGAUGAUAGAUUCCGGGAUCAGCGACACCGAGUGGCUGAUACUCUUCUCGAUCUUGUUAGCGGCAAGGUCAAAUGAUGAGACAUCAUUUUCCUGUGGGGGGAAGUAUGUGGCAGACACAAGUAUUAACAUACAGUUUUGUUGUAUAUAUGUUUUAUCUAUUUGAGGUCCUUAAGGUUUGUAAUAUUAUUUUAAGUUGUUAGGAAAGUAGGUUCUUAAUUCAAUAUCUAUUAUGGGCUUCUGGAUUAGUUUACUUAUAAUGUAGAGGGUGGUUGGGUUGGUCUAUGUUUGUGUCAUUGUUUCUUCUCUUUGUUCUAACCCAAGCCUUGUUUUCAUUGGCUUGUUCAAACUGUGCACUUUUCAUCCAUCUUGCACUUGACAAUACACCAAUUCAGAAGUCAGUCAACAAUUUGGACUUGGACAGAUCUGGGAUAAAUAAUUCGAUUAUUAAGGUUAGUAAUCUAUAAAAUUGCUAGCUA
Molecule: messenger RNA, 1479 nt
Organism: Haliotis rufescens (red abalone)
Lineage: Eukaryota; Metazoa; Mollusca; Gastropoda; Lepetellida; Haliotidae
Exons: 1
Coding region: 98-1078 (326 amino acids)
Source: RefSeq, a predicted model, not a curated record